This is a messenger RNA of Seminavis robusta, 1359 nucleotides long. The record is from the annotation of a GenBank genome assembly. NCBI's taxonomy places the organism in Eukaryota, Bacillariophyta, Bacillariophyceae, Naviculales, Naviculaceae.
AUGGUCUCACAAUCUCAACAUAUCCAAAAGCUAAAACAAACUGACGAUCGAGCCAAUCAACAAACUGCCAACAUGAAGUUCUCUCCUGUCAUCGUUGUUUCCCUUUUUGCCUCAAUGUCGGAUGCCUUUACGGUCCCGGUCCAUCUCUUUCCUACCAAGAGCAACUUUCGUUCCUCGUCUCCCCUCCGCUUUGCGCCCAAAGGAGUUUCGACCACCAACAGCGACUUGACCUCGUUCGACACUGGCAAGGAGUUCAACCCCUUCAACUUCGACACUGAGUUAGCUGCCACCACCAUGGAUCCCGAGAAGCUAAGCGAGAAAGACCCUGCCGUCGUUUGGAACAAGUUUAGCAACUGGAUUACCAGCACUGAGAACCGACUCUACAUCGGCUGGUUUGGAACUCUCAUGUUCCCGACCUUGCUGGCUGCUGCAACCUGCUUUGUUGCGGUGGACAUUGAUGGAAUCCGUGAACCUGUUGCGGGAUCCUUGCUGUACGGAAACAACAUCAUCUCUGCCUCCAUUGUGCCCAGCUCGAACGCCAUUGGUAUGCACUUUUACCCCAUCUGGGAAGCUGCUUCCCUCGAUGAAUGGCUCUAUAAUGGUGGUGAAUACCAGCUAAUUGUUUACCACUUCCUCAUUGGCAUUGCCUCUUACAUGGGCCGCGAAUGGGAGCUCAGUUACCGUCUCGGCAUGCGUCCAUGGAUCUUUGUUGCCUUUAGUGCUCCUGUGGCAGCUGCAACAGCUGUCACGUUGAUCUAUUCCAUGGGACAAGGAUCUUUCUCGGAUGGACUUCCCUUGGGAAUCAGCGGUACCUUCAACUUUAUGAUGGUCCUCCAGGCUGAACACAACAUUGUUAUGCACCCUUUCCACAUGUUGGGUGUGGCUGGUAUUUUUGGCGGCGCCUUGUUCUCUGCCAUGCAUGGCUCAUUGGUGACCUCUUCCUUGAUCCGUGAGACCUCCGAGGGAGAAUCCGUGAACAAUGGAUACAAAUUUGGCCAAGAAGAAGAAACCUACAAUAUUGUGGCGGCCCAUGGCUACUUUGGUCGUCUCCUGUUCCAGUUUGCUUCCUUCAACAACUCCCGUGCCCUCCACUUUUUCUUGGCGGCCUGGCCUGUGGUUGGCGUGUGGAUGGCCUCCAUGCUCAUCUCCAUGGUUGCCUUUAACUUGAAUGGUCUCAACUUUAACCAGUCCAUUGUGGACUCAGAGGGUCGUGUUGUUAACACCUGGGCCGACAUUAUCAACCGUGCCAAUCUUGGAACCGAAGUCAUGCACGAGCGCAAUGCGCACAACUUCCCCUUGGAUUUGGCAUCUGGUGAGGUUGUCCCCGUUGCCAUGAACGCUCCUUCCAUUGUCGCCUAG